This is a messenger RNA of Topomyia yanbarensis, 555 nucleotides long. RefSeq names its product histone H2B. The record is from RefSeq and is a predicted model, not a curated record. The coding region runs from base 21 to 395 and encodes 124 amino acids. Lineage: Eukaryota; Metazoa; Arthropoda; Insecta; Diptera; Culicidae. Gene Ontology annotation, cellular component: nucleosome. Gene Ontology annotation, molecular function: protein heterodimerization activity; structural constituent of chromatin; DNA binding. The transcript has a single exon.
GGCAUCACACGUCAGUUGAAAUGGCACCGAAAACCAGUGGAAAGGCCGCCAAAAAAUCCGGCAAGGCGCAGAAGAGUAUUGUCAAGGGAGACAAGAAGAAGCGUAAGCAACGCCGGAAGGAAAGCUACGCCAUCUACAUCUACAAGGUGUUGAAACAAGUCCACCCGGACACCGGCGUCUCGUCAAAAGCCAUGAGCAUCAUGAACAGCUUUGUUAACGACAUUUUCGAACGCAUUGCCAACGAGGCUUCUCGUCUGGCACACUACAACAAACGCUCGACAAUCACUUCCCGCGAAGUACAAACCGCCGUUCGUUUGCUGCUGCCGGGAGAAUUGGCUAAACACGCCGUUUCGGAAGGCACCAAAGCCGUCACCAAAUACACCAGUUCCAAGUAAAUUCUUCUGGCCAUUGCAUUUAAAACCGGCCCUUUUUAGGGCCACCAAACAUUAACGAAGAAUCAAAUUGAAUUUUCUAUGACAAAAAUACAACAGAAAAUCUGAGUUCUUUGUUUACGAUUAUUAGGUAUUUUUAUGUACAGUGGAAACAUGUUUUUAU